Magnolia sinica is the source of this 2272-nucleotide messenger RNA. Its product is annotated as succinate dehydrogenase [ubiquinone] flavoprotein subunit, mitochondrial. Bases 121 to 2025 code for a protein of 634 amino acids. NCBI's taxonomy places the organism in Eukaryota, Viridiplantae, Streptophyta, Magnoliopsida, Magnoliales, Magnoliaceae. The transcript has 16 exons. Gene Ontology annotation, molecular function: electron transfer activity; flavin adenine dinucleotide binding; succinate dehydrogenase (quinone) activity. Gene Ontology annotation, biological process: mitochondrial electron transport, succinate to ubiquinone; tricarboxylic acid cycle. The record is from RefSeq and is a predicted model, not a curated record.
GCUCGCUCUCGCUCUCCGAUUUCGAAGGCAACAGCAGAGAAGCGACAGACGCAGAGACUCGUCCGAAGGAGUACAGAAGCAGCUACAGACGCAGAGACUCGUCCGAAGGAGUACAGAAGCAUGUGGCGCUGCGUAUCAAGGGGACUUCGCCUCUCCUCUGCGACGGUAAAGAGAACAUCCGUCGCAAACGAACCCUAUCUUUCCAGAUCCCUCUCCACCGAUUCCGCGGUCGGUGGACGAUCAUCGUACACCGUCGUAGAUCAUACAUACGAUGCGGUCGUUGUUGGAGCGGGUGGCGCGGGUCUCAGAGCGGCCAUUGGGCUUUCCGAGCACGGGUUCAAUACUGCUUGCAUUACGAAGCUCUUCCCAACUCGAUCGCAUACAGUUGCUGCGCAGGGAGGUAUAAAUGCAGCCUUAGGAAAUAUGACUGAAGACGAUUGGAGGUGGCAUAUGUAUGACACUGUCAAAGGAAGCGAUUGGUUAGGCGAUCAAGAUGCUAUCCAGUAUAUGUGUAGAGAGGCACCAAAAGCUGUCAUAGAGCUUGAAAAUUAUGGGUUGCCAUUUUCCCGAACUGAAGAAGGGAAAAUAUAUCAGCGUGCAUUUGGUGGUCAAAGCCUGAAUUUCGGAAAAGGUGGGCAGGCCUAUCGCUGUGCAUGUGCUGCCGAUCGAACUGGUCAUGCUUUGUUGCACACGCUUUAUGGCCAGGCAAUGAGACACAAUACACAGUUCUUCGUGGAAUACUUUGCUUUGGAUCUCAUAAUGGACAGUACGGGUACAUGCCAAGGGGUGAUUGCACUUAAUAUGGAGGAUGGGACCCUUCAUCGGUUCCGUGCUGCUUCCACAAUUUUGGCCACAGGGGGUUAUGGUAGAACUUACUUCUCUGCUACCUCAGCUCAUACAUGCACAGGAGAUGGCAAUGCAAUGGUUGCACGUUCUGGGAUACCUCUUCAGGAUCUUGAGUUCGUGCAGUUCCACCCUACUGGUAUAUAUGGUGCUGGGUGCCUCAUUACUGAAGGAUCUCGCGGUGAAGGUGGUAUUCUAAGAAACAGUGAAGGAGAGCGGUUUAUGGAACGGUAUGCUCCUACUGCCAAGGAUCUUGCAUCGAGGGACGUAGUUUCAAGAUCUAUGACCAUGGAAAUUCGAGAAGGUCGUGGUGUAGGACCGCUAAAGGACCACAUAUAUCUCCACCUGAAUCACUUACCCCCAGAUGUUCUCAAGGAGAGACUUCCUGGCAUCUCUGAAACUGCAGCUAUUUUUGCCGGUGUAGACGUUACCAAGGAGCCCAUCCCUGUUUUACCAACAGUUCACUAUAAUAUGGGUGGUAUCCCUACAAAUUACCAUGGAGAGGUUGUUGACAUCAAAGGUGAUGAUCCAGAUGCAGUAGUUCCUGGAUUAAUGGCUGCUGGGGAGGCAGCUUGUGCAUCAGUUCAUGGAGCCAACCGGCUUGGUGCAAAUUCCCUUCUUGACAUUGUUGUUUUUGGCCGAGCAUGUGCAAAUAGGGUCGCAGAGAUCAAUAAGCCAGGAGCAAAACAAAAACCUCUGGAAAGCGAUGCUGGGGAGAAGACCAUUGCAUGGCUGGAUAAGUUAAGGAACUCAAAUGGUUCAUUGCCGACUUCAAAAAUCCGUCUAAAUAUGCAGCGGGUGAUGCAGACUAAUGCUGCAGUAUUUCGCACUCAGGAAACACUGGAAGAAGGCUGCGAGUUAAUUGACAAAGUGUGGCAGAGCUUUCAUGAUGUUCAGCUGCGUGACCGUACACUGAUAUGGAAUUCUGACUUAAUAGAGACUAUAGAACUGGAAAAUCUUUUGAUCAAUGCAUGUAUAACUAUGCACUCCGCAGAGGCUAGGAAGGAGAGCAGAGGUGCACAUGCCCGCGAAGAUUUUACGAAAAGGGACGAUGAGAAUUGGAUGAAGCACACAGUGGGGUACUGGGAAAAUGAGAAAGUGAGGCUUGCAUACAGACCUGUCCACUUGAACACACUGGAUGAUGAAGUUGAGUCAUUCCCGCCUAAAGCGCGAGUUUAUUGAAACCCUUGCUCAUUAAGCAUGGGUGGUAGCUCGGGAGGAUUUCCUGAUUCCAAGAAAGGUUCCAAUAAUGUAAUUACAUUUCAGUCUUUUCCCAGACAUUUUAUCCAACAUCAGAAUGGAGAAGCUGAAAUGUGUGAUUGAGUUAUCUUUUUUAUCUGAAAUAAUAAUUGGAUCCGCAUCUACGCUCUUGAAAAGUUGUUUGUAUCUCUUGUAAACUUGCAACGCAGUUAAUUUUUUCUUUGAAUCA